UCAGAGCCACUGAAGUUGGACAAGUUAUCGAUGCUGUACUAAGAAUCACAUCAGUGUCACUUCUGAUGAUUGUCAACAUCAACAGCUAUUCAGAAUGUGUAAAACUGAAGCAUACAUUCAAACUGGUUGCUGACAUGAAUUAUUGCCCUCUCUCUACAUUUCUCUCGCUCUUUUUUAAUCUCCUAUUCACAAAUAGAGGCCAAAAGAGGCUCAGCCAGCUGGAUGAGAUUAUCUCUUUUUUUCUGAUUAGAAAUCAACGUCAGCACACCCCCCUAAAACACGCAAGUGUACCAUCCUUUCUCUGAGCUCCGCCCCUCUCCGUCCUCCCGGCUGAUAUAAGGAUGCCCACACCCACUCCAAACACUGUGAGAGGGAGAAAACCAGAGGUCACACUGAUAAGAGACAGGAAAAAAAGAGGCCACCGGCGUAUCUGAGAGGCUCAACAGAGAGACAAAUCAGAGAGGAGAGAGGAGACUGCAGCACCAGCACUAAAGAAAGCUGCCUGGAGGACGCCACGUGUGUGUGUGUGUGCAUAUGUAUGUUGAGACAGGCAUAGGUAGAUUCCAGGGAUAUUUGUGAGACUGACAGAGGACAAAAGCACAUCAUGGAUCCCUCAGAGGGCCCCGUGGAACCCAAAGAAAGGAGGAAAAUCCAGUUCGCUGUCCCGCCAACAGAACCGACUCAGCUGGACCCUCGGCAGGUUGAGAUGAUUCGACGACGAAGACCCACACCUGCCACUUUGUUCAAAGUAGCAGACCAAACAUCUCCUGAGGAUGACAUCUCCACCCAUCAGUGGGUUGUAGGAGAAAAUGGUGUCCUCAAGCCAAAACGAAUCAACCCAAAUAUCUACCAGCCACCAUCACUAAAAGCCGUGCAGCAGAUGGCUGAAGCUCACAUGCAGAAAUUAGGUGUGUAUCCUCAUGUAGAGGAGGAAGGGGAGGAGCCUAUUCAGAGAGGGGGGGAGGAGCUUUCCUCAUCCUGCACACCUGAUUCACAGGAGCAAAGGGGCAUGGCAGAACACCAGCCCGGCAUGAGAAAGGCAGGAGCCACGGCACCAACCGAUGAAGAGGAGGAGGAAGAAGUAGAAGCAGAAAUUAUGGCAGAGGAUGAGUGCAGAAAUGUGGACUGAUAAAGUCUGAGGAACUUUGGAGAUUUUUUUUCAUAAUGCAGAACCUUGUUUGGAGAUCAGAAUUACUGUUUAUUGAUAACUGGCUGUCAAUAAUUCCAUCACUUGAUUAAAAACGGCUGUCUGUUUGUAUUCAGAGACAAAAAUAGACUUAAAAAAAAAACCUCUGAAAGACUGGGAUUUUGGAGUGGUCAAACAAUUCAUUCACCCCGACAUUGCCAUGAAAUAGAAAUACAUUAGGUUAAAUCCAUCAGCAGUCAUCUAAUAUCAUCCCUGCAUUUCAUACAUUCGAACAAAAAUAUGAAGUACAAAUGUUUAGUUCUAUGUGCAGCGCAGAAUGAAUGUGAAGCGUUGAAAAAUGUGUUCAUAUCAUGUCAUGUAUUGUGUGUGUGUGUGUGUGUUUGAGUUGCAGUGUGUUUUGCGAUCGGUGCGUUUCUUUGGGCCUACACUGCCAUCUGGAGUACAGAGAAUUGUUAUACUGAUUCCCAUGAAAUCAUUUGCCAAAAACAAUAAUCCCAGAGCACAUGGAAAGGCUCAAUAUCUAAGUAUUUAGCAGCAUUAUUAUUUGUUAAACCAUUGCCAACAUGAGUUAAUUUAGCAGAAACAAACAAAAAGAAUGUUCAUAAUUACAAAUAUAAUUAUGUUUGAAUAUUUAUAAAUAUAAAAAGAAAUAAUUACUCAUUUCUAAAAUGAUCUAAAAUAAUUUCUAAAUUCACCAUUGGUAGUUGAGGCAAAAACAUACUUCUAAAAAAACAAAAGCUGAUAAAGACUGCAGUAAUAUUCCAAUAAAGGCUGUUUUGUUUUUACAUGGAUAGAUAUCACAAAUACUACUUUGCUUUAUCUCACUGUUUUGGGAGAUUUUGCUUCAUGCAACUAAUCGUGGCAGACUGUGAAAAACACAUUCCUACAAUGUUGUCUGUGAUACAUUUGUGGUUUGUCAAUGACAUUGUGAUCAAAGCUGCUAUAAACAUCGUAUUUGCAUACAGAAUAGAAUUUGCAUCUCUUGAUAUGACUGUAUUUGGUUACAGAUAACAAAAAAAACUCCAAAUUCAGUGCCUCGGGGUGAACGUUCAGCGCUCGUGUACAUCAGGAACACGUAAAUGAUUUCAGUCGAUUACUGUAGUUAACAACUUGCAUUAAUAUUAGCUGGGUAACUUAUUACUUCUCUUAGUUUUGAAGUUUCUUCCUUAGCAAAAUCUUUUAAGGGAAAAAUGUUGAACUAUUUUUAAAAAUGAUUGAUGAUGGUUUAAAAUGCAGACAGCCACAUGUUGCUUUUAUAAGAAAUUGUACUGCUUUAUAUCGAAACUAAUCACGUUUGUAUGCAUAUAUAUUUCUCCAAAGCUCAUGCAGGUACAUGUUGUUGAUUUUGAUUUACGUACAAUAGAAAAUCUGAGAAAAUGUACCCAAUUAGUAUCGCUAUCCAUAGGAACUAUGGAAGUGUUUUAGGUUAAAGUCUCUGUAUCAAUAAACAUAUUUGCACUGAA
Messenger RNA from Cyprinus carpio (common carp), 2610 nucleotides. RefSeq names its product protein phosphatase 1 regulatory subunit 1B. Gene Ontology annotation, biological process: intracellular signal transduction. Gene Ontology annotation, cellular component: cytoplasm. NCBI's taxonomy places the organism in Eukaryota, Metazoa, Chordata, Actinopteri, Cypriniformes, Cyprinidae. Gene Ontology annotation, molecular function: protein phosphatase inhibitor activity. The record is from RefSeq and is a predicted model, not a curated record.